CAGGAAGUGCUUCUGCAGAGGAUUGCAUGCCGGGAGUUGUAGUUUAGGGAGUUGGUGAAGUAUCCUGCAGUCCUCUGCUACACAAUCCUGCAGCUCUAACUGUUCGGACUUCUGGUCUUCUUCAAACCAUGCUGAGAGCGAGAGCUCAGCAUCUGCUACUGAACAAUGUACACGGACGCCAACAGCCCAUUUCCACAAAGCUCCUAGCUCUCUGCAGGCUCACAUGCAGCCGCUGUCCCUCCCCACGCCUCCUUCAUCAUCAGACAUUGCACCCAGAAUGGGCAGCGAUGGCCAAGAAACAGCUGAAGGGCAAAGACCCAGAAAGUCUGCGGUGGCACACGCCAGAAGGCAUAGUGAUCAAGCCACUUUAUACCAAAAGAGAUACAGUGGAGACUCCAGAGGAAUUGCCAGGCGUGAAACCUUUCACCCGUGGUCCUUACCCCACAAUGUACACUCACAGGCCGUGGACCAUCCGACAGUAUGCUGGCUUCAGCACAGUGGAGGAGAGCAACAAGUUCUAUAGAGAUAACAUAAAGGCUGGCCAGCAAGGACUAUCUGUAGCUUUUGACUUGGCCACGCACCGAGGCUAUGACUCUGACAAUCCCCGGGUCCAUGGAGAUGUUGGAAUGGCUGGUGUUGCCAUAGACACUGUGGAGGACACAAAAAUGCUUUUUGAUGGCAUACCAUUGGAUAAAAUGUCUGUCUCCAUGACCAUGAAUGGGGCUGUCAUCCCCAUCCUUGCUAUGUUUAUUGUCACUGGGCAGGAACAAGGUGUUCCUCAGGAGAAGCUAACUGGGACUAUACAGAAUGAUAUAUUAAAGGAAUUUAUGGUCAGGAACACAUAUAUAUUCCCACCAGAACCCUCAAUGCGAAUUAUUGCUGAUAUUUUCCAGUACACUUCUCAGAACAUGCCAAAAUUUAAUUCUAUAUCUAUCAGUGGAUACCACAUGCAGGAGGCAGGAGCAGAUGCUAUUUUGGAGUUGGCAUACACUGUGGCAGAUGGGCUAGAAUAUUGUAGAACAGGACUGAAGGCUGGCCUGACCAUUGAUGAAUUUGCUCCCAGGUUGUCAUUCUUUUGGGGCAUUGGGAUGAAUUUUUACAUGGAAAUAGCCAAAAUGCGAGCGGGCAGGCGACUCUGGGCACACCUUAUAGAGAAAAACUUUCAGCCGAAGGAACAGAAAUCUUUGCUUCUGAGAGCCCAUUGUCAGACAUCAGGAUGGUCUCUAACUGAACAGGACCCUUACAACAAUGUUGUCCGCACUGUGAUUGAAGCAAUGGCGGCAGUUUUUGGAGGCACGCAAUCCUUGCACACUAAUUCAUUUGACGAAGCCCUUGGGUUACCAACUGUGAAGAGUGCUCGUAUAGCUAGAAACACGCAGAUCAUUAUCCAGGAGGAGUCUGGGAUUCCAAAGGUUGCUGACCCUUGGGGAGGCUCUUACAUGAUGGAGAGUCUUACAGACGAUGUCUACCAAGCUUCUCUAAAGCUCAUUAACGAAAUCGAAGAAGUGGGUGGAAUGGCAAGAGCUGUGGCAGAAGGCAUCCCCAAGCUACGUAUCGAAGAAUGCGCAGCACGGCGACAGGCACGGAUUGAUUCAGGUGCCGAGGUCAUCGUGGGUGUGAACAAAUACCAGCUACAGAAAGAAGAGUCCGUUGAGGUCCUUGCCAUUGAUAAUACGUCUGUGCGCAACAGGCAAAUUGAAAAGCUUAAAAAGGUGAAAGAAACCAGAGACAACUCUGCUGCUGAGAAGUGUUUAGCGUCCAUAACAGAAUCUGCGGCCUCAGGCAAUGGCAACAUAUUGGCACUCGCUGUGGAAGCCGCCCGUGCAAGGUGUACGGUGGGAGAAAUAACUGAUGCCAUGAAGAAGAUUUUUGGUGAACACAAAGCCAGUGAUCGGAUGGUGAGCGGAGCUUAUCGCCAGGAAUUUGGUGAAAGUGAGGAAAUUGCCCAAUCAAUCAAAAGAGUCCAGUGUUUCAUGGAAAGAGAAGGUCGAAGACCUCGUUUGCUUGUUGCAAAAAUGGGACAAGAUGGGCAUGACCGAGGAGCAAAGGUUAUAGCAACAGGAUUUGCAGACCUGGGAUUUGAUGUGGAUAUUGGACCUCUGUUCCAGACGCCUCGUGAAGUAGCCCAGCAGGCUGUGGAUGCUGAUGUCCACUGUGUUGGCGUUAGCACCUUAGCCGCAGGUCACAAAACACUUGUCCCUGAGUUAAUCAAAGAGUUAAGUUCUCUGGGGCGCCCUGACAUCCUAGUAAUGUGUGGUGGAGUCAUCCCACCUCAGGACUAUGAAUUUCUGUACAAUGCUGGCGUAUCCAGUAUCUUUGGACCAGGAACUCGAAUCCCCAAUGCUGCUGUCCAAGUGAUCCAUGACAUUGAGCGGAAUUUAGAAAAAAGGCAACAGUCAUUGUGAUGUCAAAGCAAAUAUCACAUAACAGGGAUACGUGUCAUGAACUCAGAAGGCACUUACAGGAAACCACACCGGGUCUUAUCUAGGAAUCUUUUAGAAGAGCGAGAUUCGGGCCAUUGUUCUUUUGGUACGCAAGUUUUGUUACACAAUUUAUACAUUUGAUUGGAUGGUGGAAAAUUAAAUAUAGUGUAUUUGUAUGAAUGUAUAAGUAAAAAUAAAAUAAAACUGAUUACAAAA
Molecule: messenger RNA, 2639 nt
Organism: Pelobates fuscus (common spadefoot toad)
Lineage: Eukaryota; Metazoa; Chordata; Amphibia; Anura; Pelobatidae
Gene: MMUT
Product: methylmalonyl-CoA mutase
Exons: 13
Coding region: 129-2405 (758 amino acids)
Cellular component (GO): cytoplasm; mitochondrion
Molecular function (GO): cobalamin binding; methylmalonyl-CoA mutase activity; metal ion binding
Source: RefSeq, a predicted model, not a curated record